AUGGACAUCGCGCGCCGAGAGAUCUUCGGUCCGGUGCAGCAGAUCAUGAAGUUCUCGCAGAUCGACGAGCUGCUGGAGCGCGCCAACGACACGUACUACGGCCUCGCCGCCGCCCUCUUCACCGGCGACUUGGACAAGGCCAACUAUCUCAUCCAGGGCCUGCGCGCCGGCACCGUUUGGGUGAACGACUACAACGUUUUCGGCAACCAAGUGCCGUUCGGCGGCUACAAGCAGUACGGCAUCGGCCGCGAGAACGGACCCUACGGUAUACGCAAUUAA
This is a messenger RNA of Parnassius apollo (apollo), 279 nucleotides long. NCBI's taxonomy places the organism in Eukaryota, Metazoa, Arthropoda, Insecta, Lepidoptera, Papilionidae. The record is from the annotation of a GenBank genome assembly.